This is a messenger RNA of Pelobates fuscus (common spadefoot toad), 2126 nucleotides long. RefSeq names its product ring finger protein 151 (gene RNF151). Gene Ontology annotation, biological process: protein ubiquitination. NCBI's taxonomy places the organism in Eukaryota, Metazoa, Chordata, Amphibia, Anura, Pelobatidae. The transcript has 4 exons. The record is from RefSeq and is a predicted model, not a curated record. Gene Ontology annotation, molecular function: ubiquitin-protein transferase activity; zinc ion binding. Bases 15 to 656 code for a protein of 213 amino acids.
UGGAUGAAGCGAAGAUGGGGGGAGGUUACGACCUUGAGAUUUUCACAGAGUGUCCGGACCACGAUCUUUUGUGCUCUAUCUGCCGUGGGGUAUUGAAAUGCCCCGUAAUGAUUUCCUGCAGCCACAUCUUCUGCCGCAAAUGUAUCUUACAAUGGCUUAAGAGGCAGCAAACAUGCCCAUGUUGCAGAACCGAGGUGAGGGGUAAAUUAUUUGUCCUGAUGCACAAGCUGAAGAGGAAAAUCAACCGCCUGCAAGUCAAGUGUCCCAAUGAGCAGAAUGGCUGCCCUGCACAUUUCCCUUUACUGAGGAGCAAAGAGCACGCAGAAUCCUGCGCGUUUGGUUUGGUAGGGUGCGCGAACGAAGGUUGCAACACUGAGGUUCUGAGGAGGGACUUUUCAGAACACGGCCAGUUCUGUGAAUUCUGGAGGGAGAUGUGUCAUAUGGGAUGUGGAACGCUGCUCAAUCCGUCCAACCGAGAUGAGCACAAUUGUUACAUGGAACUGAAAGAGAGCUAUGCUACGCAGCUCAAUAAGUUACAUCAGAAAGCACGUCACAUAGAAACGCUUUCCACCCAAAUGAGCAGGCAGAUACAGCUACUCACUGAAAGCCUGGAUACUGAACAGCCAGGAACUCAUUCAGAAGAGUUAACCGCCUAGGAACAUCUAACGCACCAGCCAAGUAAAACUUACUGGGUGCCAUUUUAAAGAGAAUACAAUUUUGCCUAUACAUUGUGCUUGCCAAAUUAUGGGCACAUGCAUGGAUUCAAUGAUAUCACUAUGUCAUUUUUUUAUUUUUAAUAAAAAUGACAAGAUGGUGAUUACACUAGGUGCAUUCUAGCUACUGUCAGGGUCAUUUACUUAACUGGGAUGUGUUUAGAAAUGAGAAGGGGAUUCAACAUUUUAGGUCAAAAUAAAAAAUCCAGAUGGGCCAUUUUGGCCUACAAUUUGCAGUUUCCUUCCCAGUUCUACACAAUGUCAGGUUUUAGUGAAUUACCCUAUGUUUGAGAUUUGGCAACAUUUGCGUGGUUGUUAGAGAAACAUAUAUACCCCAUACGGCACAAUGUUUUGAGUUAUGCAAGACAGGUAAUGGGCCACAAGGGGGCGCACAGUGAAAACGGGAGUUCAAGGGUUGUCCAUGUGAAGAUUGGUGUUGAUAUGCUCUUGCUGCACUUAUUAUGAACAUUUCUCAAGUGUCCUGUGGGUGAUAAGGGAACAAACCUAGGACCUUUGCUGGUGAAUAUGACAGGCCAAUACCUACAUUAAAGGAACACUAUAGCAUUAGAAAUACAAACCUGCAUUACUAACGCCAUAGUGCCCUAGUCCAUAAUUAAGUUGGUAGGCCAACCCCCGAUUUUUAAAAAAAAUAUCUUUAAAAAGGAUUUUACUUGCCUUUUCCCAGCGAUGAAACUCCCUCUGCACUGAAGACCAGUCCACCUCCAGUGCCGUCAUCGAUUUGAUGCAACCUCCUCAUUGCUGGUCCAAUACAAUGCUACUUACAGUGAAGCAGUGAGGACCUGAAGCACAUGCGCAGCAAGUGCCACACACACCCAAUACUACUCAAUACCACCCAAUACUAUAAGCUGAAAUGUCACGUGACUGAGUUUUACUUGGACAUUCUAGCAGAGCGGUCUCUAGUGGCUGUCAGUACAGCAGCCAUUAGAGCCACAUUUAACCAAUCUAUGUAAACAUUGCUGUUUUUUGCAAAAUGGCAAUGUUUUACCUUGGAAGGUUAAAACUACAGAAAAACUGGACCUAGAGCACUUUGUUUUAAUAAAGUGGUGUGGGUAACUUUAGUGCUCAUUCAAAUUUGUAUACCUACCUGAAGCUACCAUUGACUCCACACUUUGCAUGGGUGACACUUUCACUGCCAAGACUCACUUGAAUCCCAAAUUUGCAAAAACAAUUUCUACGGCAAAUUUUGUGAAUCGUCCAGCUGCUGUGUACAUAAAAUAACUGGAGAUCUUCGGAUAAAAAAAAGCUUCAAAUCAUGGGCUUGCAUAUUUUGGACUUUUGUUUUUCUUUUUUUCUGUUUUUUUACUAUUAGUAGGUUUGGUAGGUCUGUGGUUUCAAUUAUUGGAGGCUAUAAAGAUAUAAUAUUGAAAUAUGAUAUCCAGAUUGUACAGUGAU